AUGUCUUUAUUGCAGCUCUUCUUUCUUCAAAGAGCUUUCUUCCGGAUUCAUGCUGGGAAACAAAUAUAUUUAAAUCUAUCUAUCUAUCUAUCUAUCUAUCUAUCUAUGCUUAUUUAUCUAUCUAUCUAUCUAUCUAUCUAUCUAUCUAUCUAUCUAUCUAUCUAUCUGUCUGUCUGUCUCUAUAUGUAUAUUGAUCUAUCUCUCUCUCUUAAUUGCUGCCUCUCUAUCUCUAUCUCUCUCUAUCAUUCUAUUUAUCUUUAUCUUUAUACACACACACAAACACAUAUAUAUGUAUGUAUGUAUCUCUGUCUGCCUAUCUAUCUAUCUAUCUAUCUAUCUAUCUAUCUAUCUAUCUAUCUAUCUAUCUAUCUGUCUAUCCCUUUAUAUCUAUCUGUCUAUCUAUCUAUUCAUCUCUGUCUCUCUAUCUCUUUCUUUAUCUCUCUCUCUCUCUCUCUCUUUCUUUAUCUCUCUCUCUCUCUAUCUAUCACACACACAAACAAACAUACAAAUGAAAUUAUGAUCUGGGAGAUACAAACUAUCGAUCUAUCUAUCUAUCUAUCUAUCUAUCUAUCUAUCUAUCUAUCUAUCUAUCUUUCUUUCUCUCUCUCUCUCUCUCUCUCUCUAUAUAUAUAUAUAUAUAUAUAUAUAUUGCAUAAACGUUACUUUUAA
Messenger RNA from Acanthosepion pharaonis, 669 nucleotides. NCBI's taxonomy places the organism in Eukaryota, Metazoa, Mollusca, Cephalopoda, Sepiida, Sepiidae. The record is from the annotation of a GenBank genome assembly.